Molecule: messenger RNA, 453 nt
Organism: Chlorella variabilis
Lineage: Eukaryota; Viridiplantae; Chlorophyta; Trebouxiophyceae; Chlorellales; Chlorellaceae
Exons: 4
Coding region: 1-453 (150 amino acids)
Source: RefSeq, a predicted model, not a curated record
AUGGAGCAGCGAGUGAGGGGCGCUGUGACCAAGCUGCAGAAGACAAAGUGGACCAUGCCUGUAGAUGUCAAGGUGGACUUCCUGAAACCGACCAUUGAGACGGUUUCGGAGUCAUUGAGGGGGGCAUGGGUGCAGCUGCCGCCACCCGUGCAGCAGGCAGCGCCCUAUGUGGGUGUGGCCAUGGGCAGCGGAAUCGUCGUGUAUGCGGUGCAGCAGCGGCGGCUUAACCAGCAGAGGGAGAGGAGUGCGGAGCUGCAGCUGCAGGUAACGGCGCUGCACAAGGAGCGGCACGAGCUGCUGCGGCGUGUGAACACCCUCAAGGCCAAUCGUGCACCCCGGACGGAGAUGGAGGCGCGGCUGGCCAAUGCUGUGGCGGAAGCCACCAAUGCAGCAGCCGCAGCUGCUGAUGCGGCAGCCAGGGCGGCGACGGCCUGUAUAAUCCAACGACCCUAG